AUGAUGACGAUGACUGGCCGUGUGCUGCUGGUGUGUGCCCUCUGCGUGCUGUGGUGCGGUGCCGGCGGUGGUGGACGAGCUCAAGCAGCUUCUCCGGAUACUACGUCCAGUGAAGAGAAACCUCAAAACGUGAAUGAUACCACAGGUGUCGUUGGUGCAGGAGAAGGUGACAAAAACGAUAAACAGGCGGCGCCUAAAGCACCCGCAGCACCAACGACGUCAGGAUUACAGGGAGCGCCAGCGAGCCCGUCACCGGCAACAGAAUCCGGAGGAGCAUCAGAAACGCCAGGUGCAGCAAAUGACAGCAAGCAUCAAAAAGAAGACGAAAAGGAGGACGAAGAAGACGAGGAGGGAGAGGAAGAGGAGGAGGAAGAGGAAGAAGACGAAGAGGAAGAGGAUGAUACGAAAGAAGUGGAGGGGACAGGGGAAGAAGAAGCUGUUACCAGCACCACAGGGGAGAUCUCAGCAGGCGGUCAAGAGCAGCCAAAUUUAUCAUCUGGUGCGGCGGGAGCAUCGAAUAUAACAAAUCCCAACAGCACCCAAACAACUGGAGACGAUGUUUCAGCAGCCGAUGGUGCAGGGACACCAGAGGGAAAACAAAAUGAAAAUAAAGAUGCCAAUCCGAAAGAAACACCAGUCGAAGCCGCAGUCAUGAAAACUACAACGGCGACGACUGGCGACAGUGACGGCAGCACCGCGGUCUCCCACACCACCUCCCCUCUUUUGCUUCUUCUUGUUGUUGCGUGUGCGGCUGCUGCUGCGGUGGUGGCCGCGUGA
Molecule: messenger RNA, 777 nt
Organism: Trypanosoma cruzi
Lineage: Eukaryota; Euglenozoa; Kinetoplastea; Trypanosomatida; Trypanosomatidae
Product: mucin-associated surface protein (MASP), putative
Exons: 1
Coding region: 1-777 (258 amino acids)
Source: RefSeq, a predicted model, not a curated record